AUGAGCAGCCAACAGAAGAUAAUAUGCUAUGGCUCCACAGGAACACGUUUUGGCAACAAUACGAAAUGCCCAGAUUCCGAUUCUUGUUGCCAGACUGUAGAGCAAUGCCGACCGGAUCGAUUGUGCGUCUCCAACAAGGACUCAGAUACUCUCGUCCGCGCGCCAUGCAGCGCCAACCCUUGGAAUGACAACUGUGCCAAAGUUUGUAUAGAGGAGGAUUCAUCUGGAUUCCUUCCACGAGUCAAUAUAUGCAGAGACGGCAGCUAUUGCUGUGUCAAAGAUCCAACCUGCUGCGCAGACAAGCGUGGCUUUUUCUUGAACGAUGAUGGAUCCAUUAAACGUCGCGCGAACGAGACCCUUCCCGAGGAGACCACAUCCGAAAUCAUUUCCAAGACCACCUCUAACAAGGCAUCAUCAACCACGACCACAUCCAUCUCAGUUCCCAACGAAGCUUUCACCAAAACUCCAACAACAGUCCCCACCGAAACUCAACCUACUCGCUCACCGACCUCCACCAUAUAUUCCGAUAAUCCUCAACCCGCAUUGUCAUCUCCCGGAAUCUCACGGCCGGCAAAAUUCGGCAUAGGAUUCGGCGUGUCUUUCGGGGUAAUCUUGCUCGGUCUCGUUGCCUUUUUUGCCUGGCGCAGUCGACAACGAAAGAGCCGAUUACAAGUAAACCCGUCGGCCUAUCCCACCUACGAUCAAUCAAACAAGAUAGGUGAAGUGCCGGUCGAACUGCCUACCCCUCAGCAGCAAGCUCCGGUUUCUGAGCUUGAGGGGUACCAUAGCCGCGAUUCUAGGAAAUGA
Histoplasma mississippiense is the source of this 807-nucleotide messenger RNA. RefSeq lists its product with no specific name. The record is from RefSeq and is a predicted model, not a curated record. Bases 1 to 807 code for a protein of 268 amino acids. The transcript has 2 exons. Lineage: Eukaryota; Fungi; Ascomycota; Eurotiomycetes; Onygenales; Ajellomycetaceae.